This is a messenger RNA of Annulohypoxylon maeteangense, 969 nucleotides long. RefSeq names its product Aldo/keto reductase. Bases 1 to 969 code for a protein of 322 amino acids. The transcript is spliced from 3 exons. The record is from RefSeq and is a predicted model, not a curated record. Lineage: Eukaryota; Fungi; Ascomycota; Sordariomycetes; Xylariales; Hypoxylaceae. Gene Ontology annotation, cellular component: cytosol. Gene Ontology annotation, molecular function: aldose reductase (NADPH) activity.
AUGGGUCCGACUAUCAAGCUGAGCAGCGGCCACGAGAUGCCCCAGGUGGGUUUCGGUUUGUGGAAGGUCGACAACGCUACUGCUGCGGAUACUGUCUACAAUGCCAUCAAAACCGGUUACAGACUGUUCGAUGGCGCCUGCGAUUACGGCAACGAGAAAGAGUGUGGCGAGGGCGUGGCGCGCGCGAUCAAGGACGGUCUCGUGAAGCGGGAGGACCUCUUUAUCACAUCCAAACUAUGGCCCGUCUUCGAGGACGGCGAUAAGGUCGAGCCCGCUAUCCGACGCUCCCUCGCCGACUGGGGCCUCGAGUACUUCGACUUAUACCUGAUCCAUUUCCCCGGCGCACUCAAAUACGUUGACCCAGCCGUGCGAUAUCCCCCGGGAUGGCACUACGACGGCAAGUCCCAGAUCGUAAAAUCCAGCACGCCGUUACAUGUGACCUGGGCGUCCAUGGAAUCGUUAGUUGGAAAGGGCCUUGCGAAGUCGAUCGGUGUCUCCAACUUCCAGGCUCAGCUUCUUUACGACUUGCUGCGAUAUGCCAAGAUCCCCCCUGCCUCUCUACAGAUCGAGCAUCACCCAUUCCUGGUGCAGAAGGAACUUCUGAGUCUCGCUAAAGAGGAGGGCAUUGCUGUUACGGCCUAUUCAUCCUUCGGACCAGCCUCUUUCCUGGAGUUCGGCUUCAAGCACGCCCAGGCCCUAGUACCCUUAAUGAAGGAUGAUCUGAUCACAAGCCUGGCGACCAAGUACGGCAAGCAGCCGUCGCAAAUCCUAUUACGCUGGGCGACCCAGCGUGGACUCGCCGUGAUCCCCAAGACGGUUCGCCCCGAGGUCAUGGCACAGAACCUAGACUGCACUGGAUUCGAUCUCGAACAGGCCGAUAUCGACAGCAUCACCGACAAGGAUGCGGGUAUUCGUUUUAACCAGCCUUCAAACUACUUUACCACGGAGAAGAUGUGGAUCUUUGGUUAG